CCCAUUUCCUGGUCCAAUGGAAGUCCGACUGCCACUUCCUCAACGGGACGCAGCAGGUGCACUACCUGGACAGGUACUUCUACGACCGGCAGGAGUUUGUCCGCUUCGACAGCGACGUCGGGAAGUUCGUGGCCGUCACCGAGUUCGGGCAGCCGGACGCCGACUAUUGGAACAGCCGCCAGGAGAUCCUGCAGGACGAGAGGGCUGAAGUGGAUCGCUUCUGCCGGCACAACUAUGAGGUUCUCCAAGGCGCUCCUGUGGUUGGCCGGAGAGGUGAGUCUGG
Messenger RNA from Python bivittatus (Burmese python), 283 nucleotides. NCBI's taxonomy places the organism in Eukaryota, Metazoa, Chordata, Lepidosauria, Squamata, Pythonidae. The record is from RefSeq and is a predicted model, not a curated record.